This is a messenger RNA of Cyclocybe aegerita, 975 nucleotides long. The record is from the annotation of a GenBank genome assembly. Lineage: Eukaryota; Fungi; Basidiomycota; Agaricomycetes; Agaricales; Hemipholiotaceae.
AUGGCUUUGGACACUACGUAUGGCGCCAUCGUUAUUGGCCUAGUGGUUAGCGCUGUCCUAUACGGCGUCACUUUAUUGCAAACCUUCUUUUACUUCAAGCAAUAUGGCGACGAUUCAAAGCGCAUCAAGUUUAUGGUUGCCUUCCUGUGGUUCCUUGACACAUUGCAUCUACUCUUCUGCACGAUCACGAUAUACACAUACCUGGUAUCUGGCUUCGGAGACUUCGAGGCUCUUGGAAAGUCAAUAUGGAGUAUGAAUCUGCAAACGGAUUGCAACGGUUUAAUUGGGCUCAUCGUUGAAUGCUACUUUGCCCGACGGUUAUGGAUAAUGUCAAGAAAUGUCUACCUGACGGUCCUCAUUGUCAUCCUGGCCUGUAUUCACUUUAGUCUGGGAGUUUAUUUCACGGUUCAAGGAUUCAUUAUCGUGGACACGAGCAGAUUCCCUAGUCUCAUUUGGGUGACAAGUACUGGACUUGGAAGCGCCGCCGCAGCCGACAUUAUCAUUGCCAUCGCUAUGUGCUACUACCUCAUGAAGAGCCGCACCGGGUUCGCUCGCACCGACUCUCUCAUCACAACUCUCAUGGGAUACAGCUUAACCACAGGCCUCAUCACAAGCAUCGUGGCAUUCAUCUCUGUCAUGACGUUCGCGACGAUGCCGACGAACUAUAUCUGGCUCGGCUUCUUCUGGAUCAUCGGAAAGUGCUAUGUCAAUUCAGUAAUGGCAGCACUGAACAGCCGCGACUCCCUGCGCGAACAAGUUAACCCGCAGGACGGAACUCUCUUCCAGUUGACGCCAUUUAGACAGAUGGGGUCGAACCAUCAGCCGCAGCUCGAGCAGGAGAUCGUAAAGGAUGACAAGGAGGGUGGCUACUUGGACCCAGGCCAGGCACUUGCUGUGAACGUCAAAACACAGACCGUCACGAAAACCGACUUUGAUUAUAUAAUCUCACCGUCACCGUCGCCUGAAAAAUACUGA